Ogataea polymorpha is the source of this 579-nucleotide messenger RNA. RefSeq lists its product as uncharacterized. The transcript has a single exon. The record is from RefSeq and is a predicted model, not a curated record. Gene Ontology annotation, molecular function: zinc ion binding; DNA-binding transcription factor activity, RNA polymerase II-specific. NCBI's taxonomy places the organism in Eukaryota, Fungi, Ascomycota, Pichiomycetes, Pichiales, Pichiaceae. Gene Ontology annotation, biological process: regulation of DNA-templated transcription. The coding region runs from base 1 to 579 and encodes 192 amino acids.
AUGCCUCUAUCGUCCACGUUGUCGUCUCCUGACCGGUACGGCGACAGAAAAGCCCAGCAGCAGAAGAAGAAAAGAGUCGGCAAGGCUUGCGAUUCCUGCAGACUCAAGAAGACCAAGUGUUCUGGCAAACAGCCUUGCGAGAAGUGUCAGGCUGAUAACAAGAUCUGCAUCUAUACCGAGCGUAAGAAGAGCAGGGAUAAAAGCUACUCAUACGAUUACGUGGAACUGAUCGAAAAGAGACUGCGCAUAGUUAACAAGGCUCUGAUUAAUCUCUCGGAAAUGGUAAAACUCAAUAAAACUGCAGAGUUGCAACAAUUUGCGCAGAAUAUCACGUACAAUGAAUACGACGAGGGUGUUCCAAUUUCGAUCAACCAGGCCAUCUCGCUGCUCGUUGACAAGUCGGAAGCUGUAGACCAUUCUGACAGUGAGACCAAUCCCGAGCAAUGGCAGAGCCGCAUCCCCAAUACCGAGUCUCAGGACAGCGCUCUUGAGGAGUCCUCGGAGUCGACUGUUCCCCAGCCAGCUUCCAAGAAGGAGGAGCUCGCCGCAGACUUCCUACCAUAUUCAUCGCCAGAUUAG